This is a messenger RNA of Magallana angulata, 4850 nucleotides long. RefSeq lists its product as uncharacterized. NCBI's taxonomy places the organism in Eukaryota, Metazoa, Mollusca, Bivalvia, Ostreida, Ostreidae. The transcript is spliced from 6 exons. Gene Ontology annotation, molecular function: ubiquitin-protein transferase activity. The coding region runs from base 838 to 2814 and encodes 658 amino acids. The record is from RefSeq and is a predicted model, not a curated record.
AAUGCCAUAGCUGCCUGAAGGUCGCUUUUAUAUUAUAUGAGGUGGUAUAAUCAUAAUAUGAAGUGAAGAACUCAUUAUGUAUAGUGGUUAUAUCAUUAUCUUCAGUGAUGACUUUAUUAUAUGCAGUGGUUUUAUCAUGAUAUACAGUGACAACAUCAUUAUAUGUAAUAGUUAAAUAAUGUAAUGAAGUGAUACUAUCGAUACAUUAUGUUGUAAGUCAUUCUAUGCAGUUGAUACUCCAUUUUAUACAUUAAUAAAAUCUUUCUAUAAUCUGAUAAGUUCAUUAUAUACAGUUCUAAACAUAGUUUAUGUGAUAGUGCAAUUAUUACAUUAUAUGUGAAACGCUGCAUGUGCAGUGCCAAGUUCAUUUCAGUCAGUGCGACACCUUUACAUAAAAUGAAAAUUUUAUUAUGUGUAAUACUUACAUCAUUAUAUUAUACGAUAAUAUCAUUAUAUAUAUAUUAAAAUCAUGCUAUGCAGUGGUAACAUCUUUAUUUGAGGUGGAUAAUAAUUAUAUGUCGUUGUUAAUUCGUUAUAUGAAGUGUUCGUUUCUUUAUAUGCUAUAGUCGUUUCAUUUUAUGCAGUGGUAACUUCUUUAUCAUCAUCUAAACUGGUCCUCUUAAACAGUGAAAAACGCGCGGAGAUCCAGUUUAAAGCAGCACGGCGUCGCCAAUAGUUGACGUGCUUGAAGAAAUCGGGCUGCACACUUUAACUCGCAGAUUUGAAGAAGAGAAAGUGGAACUUCAGGACAUACAAUCACUGUCUGAUGCAGACCUUAACAGAUUAGGGGUUACAACAAUUGGAGACCGAGUGAGAUUACGAUGUCGAUCUCGAGCGAUGGAGGAGCGCGAGCCAACGACAUCAGCACCGGCUCCUCCAGCUCCAUCACGCGGACCAUCGUUCCUAAGUGCUGAAAAUGUCAGAAAAGAGAGGGAUCUAUUGUUCAAUUCCCGAAAAAGAAAAAACAGAAACGAAUUAGGUAUUUGUACAGGAAGAAAGAAGGAAAAGGGCAGAAGCUGGACAGUUUCUGUUUUAUGCCUGUCGGACAAAAACUGCAGUUUUGUCCCAAAUUCAGAAGUUAAGGAGUACCUAUUAAAAGCAGGACUGGGAAUGAAGAAGAUAAGAUUUAAUGUGAAAGAUGGACAAACUGAAGUAUUGAAAAAAAUUUCAUCAGAUGAAAAAGAUGAAAAUGAUGAAUGCAUUGGAUUUCCUGCACUGAAGAAUUGUGGAGGCUUUGAACUUAUGAGAAGCCAAGCAAACAAUCGAAGUUUAAGUACAAUUGAAGUGGAGUGGUCUGUGAAAAACUUAAAAGCUUGUAUUGGCUCACAAGGGAAACUCUAUGUUAGACCUAUUCAAAGCAACUUGUCAACUUCAUCAGUACAACAAGAGAAAACCACCGAGGAGUCGAAUGUAAUGUUAAUUACUGAAAUUUGUAGAGAAUGUGGUCAGUCAAUUGCCAUAUCAGAAUUAAGAGCCCAUUGUGAGUCCUGCAUUGGUGAGCACCAAGCACCAUCAGAGAAAACAGAUGAGAAAAAUGAAGUAUCCUUUCUAGAGGAUUUACCCGACCCUUUAGUAGAAACCUUCACAGAGUCCAUACAUAUGACAGAACCAAUACCUAUACCCAUCAUUAGCAGUUCUCAGAAUAUUGUUUUUUCUGAUUCACCCAAUGCUAUUACUGGAUCUAUCACUUUUCCAGUCACAGAGCCAGUACCAACUAGUGCUCCAGCAAAUUCUGAAAUUGUUGUGGUAUUAGAUAGAUCAGUAUUUCCAAGUCAAAGUGGAGGAAAUAAUGAGUUCCAAUUCAGCACUGAAGCUGAAACAUUGAAACAUGAAGACAACCAUACAGAAAGCAUUUCUAAUAUUGUGGUUAAAGCUAUUAAAUACUGCAAUGAAAACUACAUAGAAGAUCCAGUAGAAAUACUGAAAUAUUUACAGUCAGUUCUUGUCACUGGACGAAAAUUAGAUAUUGUAGAUCUCACAGAAGCUCUUGAAGGAGACACUAAUUAUAUAUGUGUGGACAGAUCUAACAUUUUAGAGACAGCUUUUGAAGAAAUUAAAGGCUUACAGGAUCUACGAAUGACUUUGGAAGUUCAGUUUUAUGGAGAGGUAGCAGCUGAUUUUGGAGGACCAAGAAAGGAAUUUUUCCAGCUAGCCUUAUUGGAAAUUAAAGAGAAAUACUUUGACCAUGGAUUAAGACAGCAUUUAUCCGAAGAUUAUCUUGUGGUUGGCAAACUUCUUGCCCUGAGCAUCCUACAAAACGGAAAGUUGCCGAGAUUUUUUGAUGAGGACUUGCAAAACAAUUUAUUCUCCGAUUUACCUGCUGAAUCAUCAUGCCUCACAAACUUGAGAGCUGGCUUGGAUUCACUUGGAUUAUAUAAGGUUGGAAUCAGUUUACCAACAUUCAGAUAUUUGCUGCAGUCAUCAUCAGUCAAAUUAACAGUGAAAUCUCUUAUCAAUCUACUGUGCCCCAAGUUUGCUGAAGAAGGCUCAAAUACCAGGCGAUACGAAAAUUCAGUUUAUGCAGCUUUUACUAAAUACUUGAGAGAGGUUGCAAGUGGAAGGAGAAUGCCAGUUACUCUCAACCAAAUUUUACAAUUUGUGACCGGUGCAUCAGAGGAACCUGUUCUGGGUUAUUACAUACAUCCAUCGAUUGAAUUUGUUGCACCAUUGAAGUCAUUUUUGCCUACUUCAAAUACGUGCAGCAAUGCGUUGAAGUUACCAAGACCUACAGCAGACAUGCCAUUGCCAGUGCACACAGAUCUUUUCAAACUCUAUGACCAUGGAUUUUCCAACUCAUACUUUGGAUUAUUUUAAAAAGAAAUAAUUUUUCUGCAUUAUUUUCUAUGAAAAAUUAAAUGGUUUAAUUGUUUGAUCAGCCCAAACAUUUCUGGGCUGUCAUAUUUAAAACUUUAUUUUUUUUAAAUCUCCCUUCAUUUUAACUUAGUUCACUGCUUGCCGCUUGGUCUUUAAACAUAAUACACAGUCUAGUAUAUUUAUGUCUGGUGACCAUAUCAUAUCUUACUUAUCAAUUUAAAGGUAAUGCCUCAGACACCUCCCAAAAGUAGAUUACUAUAUUUGAAACAUCAUGUGAGCUAUCCUGAUCACUUUUUUUUUUUAGAAGGUCAUCUGACUGUAAACCUUUUUACAUUAUCUAUGUUUUUUACUGAACUACUUAGCCAUGGCAAUGUAGCAGUAAGGCUUCUUUAGGUGAAGGAAUUGAAGUUUUUUUUUUUUUUUUUUUAAAUGGUCAACGCCCUCUUUUAAGGGAAGAUGAUAAAGAAAUGCUCAAUUAAGAUCAAUAAUGUUUAUGUUUGAAUGAAUACUAGUAAAAUUUAUGUAUUGAAUUGCAUAAUUGUAUUUGUUAUUUUGGAACUUGUUACACCUGUAAAUAUUUAGGGCAAAGUUGGAUUUAUUAGUUAGAUGAGCAAUGUACCCCUUGCUAUAUGAGCCUAUUAUUUUGCAUUGUCAACUUAAAGUGAUUUUGAAAAUAGUUCUAGUUACUGUGUUCAUAUAAAAUAAUAGUUCUAUGUGUUUAAGUUACACCAGUAGGAAUACCGAUUUGUUAAUAUCAUAUAGUUAAUUUUUUGGAUUGUUUAAACAUAAAUCUCAUUUUACUGUACUUUUUUUAAUUUUUGAAAAAUAGUAGUUUUCUAAAAUGCAGGAAAAGGGUGGUUGAAAUGUUUAACAAUUUUUUUUGGCAGGGGGGGGGGGGGGGUGUAGAUUAUUGAACACAAAAUAUAUGAAAUUUAUCUUUUUAUACAGAGUAUACCAUAUAUUAUAAUACAAAGUUACACAAUUCAAUUACCAUAUGUUGAAGUAAAUUUAUCAGGUCUCCCAAACGAAGUUUAGAGACAUUGUUUUUGUACAGUUUCUCCUUUUUCUUUCUCGCCUCUAAACUUGUCCAUUGCAUUUCUCGGACGUGGCUGAACAGAAUUGUGCAAAAAUCUAUGAUAUGAUAGGCCUGCAUAUCUUGUUGUGCAUUAUGUUUUAAAUUUUUUUAAUUGGGGUUGGUCAAUCAUAUUUUGGGGGGUUCAAAUGGGGGUGGAGUCUAAUAUUGAAUCUUAUGGGAACAAUUUUACACUUUAUUGUAAAUAGUUAUAUUUUGAAAACUGUUAAAGAUAUUGACAUGGGGUCUUCAGAUGCAUAUACUGAGUGUUAUAGGCACUAUAUACGGUACAUUUGAUAUGGUCCCUAGGGUUAUCCCCAACCUCCAAGUUUGGAAAAUUAUUUAAUAUCUCAAAAACUGUUGACAUACCUACCCCUCAAACAUAUAUAUUCUUGUUCCUUGUGUCAAGGGGCCUCAAAUGGUAUGUAGGUCAUGUCAGUUCACCACACAGUAAAUGGCCCCUGGGGAACGUCAUCAAAUUUUAAGAAUAGAAAUACCGGUAAUCAAGUAUUAAAUCAUUUUGUCUGUAAAGUUGGACCCAUAUUGGUCAACCCUACCCCCAAUGCUGGCCUCGUUCAUUUGGGAGACUUUAUAAUUGCCCCGAUUAUAAUUAAAUCUUGUUUCAGUGCAAGUUCAUAGAGUUUUUUUGAUACAUUAUAUGGUAAUUUGGAGAUUUUUCCAAUUUUUGAUGAAAUGUGUGCAGUUGCACAAAAUGUUGUCAGAUAGCUUUUGAGUAACUCAUCUUUGUUUAUGAUUUAAGUGAUAUUUGAAUGUUAAUUUUGUUAAUGAAGCUAGUAGCUUCAUUAAAAAUACCAUUUUGCAGAGGUAGUUUUGCUAUGUAAAAUUAAGUGUUAAAUUGCAUUUUCCUUUUGUUUUUGCAGACCCUUAAAAACAAAGAUGUCAAAUUUUAAUGUGCAUUAAUGUUAAUAAACGAUGUUCAAAAAUACACAGGCUAGUUCACUUU